UAUCUCUUUAACGGGACGGUCGGGCGGUGACGUUGGGACGGGGGGGCUCAGAGCUCCGAGAGCGAGCGGAUUGCAGCUGGACCGAGCGGAACCAGAGCGACACCUGGCCUGCAGACAGCCACCGGUGAACCUGACUGUGGACUGCUGGGCUUCUCACACCACCAUGAGGGAUUACUCGGCCACUCCGAGCAACGGAGGGGGCUGCAUGCCGUGCUGCCAAGUUUGCGUCUUCGCCUUUACCGCAUUUCUGGUCGUUGCGGAGAGGACGGCGGUGAUCUACUGCUUCGUGUAUUACCUUUGGGUGGGCCACAACUACUGCUAUGCUCAUCUCUCUGGCUUCACAGCCCUCUUCCUGCUCCCAGGUUGGGGUCCACAGUGGCUCAGCUAUCUGUGGUAUCGCUCAGAUGGAAAAAUCCCCCGGAAAUCUCUCAGAUGGACGCACAUAUUACACCUGGGCAUCUUCAAAAGGCUGUGGGAGUGUAUGCGUCUGCCAGAUGAAGAUGUGUACGGAGAAAUCAUGCAGCAGGCUGAUGUAUCUGCAUUACGCCUGUUUGAGGCCUUGGUGGUCACCCUCCCUGAGACGCUGCUCCAGACCUACGUGCUCAUCUGUACUGAUAUAGGCGUCAGGUCUCCUGCCUCGGUGUGCUUUGCUGUGUGUUUGCUGUCUCUGGCCUGGGCGCUGGUUCUCUACGCCAGAUCUUGCUCGCUCAUCAGGCCGGGACACUUGCAGAUGACUCCGGCUGCCAUUCUCUGUCGACUCCUAUGGAGGGUCGGUAUGUUGGGAUCCAGGUUCGCUGUGCUCAUGCUCUUCACACGUAUCUUCAAGCAGUGGGUCCUGGGAGUCAUUGGUGUGCACUGGCUGGGUGCAACUUUCUGGAUGGUGUCUCAGCAGACCGACAUCAUACGUUCGACUGGUCGAUGGAGACUUUUCAACCUCAUUCUGGGAGCUAUUCACGUCUUUCUCUUCCUCAACGUGAAGUACGGUCCUUCCAGAUACCGCAUGGCUGCAUUUUACCUGGUCAUAUUCCUAGAAGAUGCUCUUCUUCUUCUGGCCUCCUCCUGGUUGUUUGCUAUGGUGUCCUGGGACACUGUGGGGAUCCCAGCUGCCGUGUUUUGCAGCUUCCUCAUUGGAGUGAUAGCGUUGGUACUGUACUACCGUUUCCUCCAUCCCAAGUCUUUUGAGAUCUUCCAGAGCAUUCGUCACAGGGGGAUUGGGGGAGCCUUCAUGCAGCGUGGAUCUACACUCUCACUGGAGGAGAAAGUUGAGACCAAUUUCCAUCACAAUACAACGUUGUCUGGAGGUGGGACCCUCAUGGACCUCCCCAUCCAAUGGGAAGGCUGGAAGCAUCACCACUGGCUGCUGAUUCGUUUAGCUCUUAAGACGGGGGACGUUCCACGGAUCUGGUCAGCGUACGGAGAAGGCGGACUGGCCGGACUCAUGGGUCUCUCAGAAGAGGUUCACUCACCUGAUGUGCAUCAUGUGCCUCGGGUUCCACCUCAUCAACCACGAGCUCUUCAAAUCUCGCACCCAGCUCCUCAACCUACCCCACCAGCACCUCCACCACAGGUCACCCAGACUCCACAGGUGAGUCAGGUCUCCCAGCCACCUAAACCGGCUCACAGCAGUGUUGUUGCCCGACCGGUGAGAAAAGCUCCUCCCACAACCAUCCAGGAUGUGAGAAGGUUUCCAGAGAUCGUCCCAUUCCAGGAGGUUAUUCCUGAGGAAACCGCGGAGGAGGAAUCUGCGCCGUCAGAUGAUAAAGGUGACGAGGAGUUCCAGAGCGCGGCUUACGGCUCACCGUCGCUUUCAUCUCCUCAACACCCUGGAAGCCUCCGUCACAUCGACAGCAACGCCGCAUCUCUGACGGAGGCGUCGUCCUCUGUGGGUUCGCUGGACAUCAAGACACCUGGCUGGUCGCCCGAGCGUCGCUCUCCUCUCCUGUUGGCUUCCCCGGAGAACAAAGCGGGGACCUCUGCAGAAUCCAACACGACGUUAUAUUUCAGUGCUGAUGCGCCUUCGCCGUCCAGUGGGAGCUAUCUGGGCUGGGGCUCAGAGCUCUCGCCCAUCUCCGUCUACAGAAGGCCCUACCGGAUCAGAGAAGCCCGCUUUGUCACAUCCACCCUGCGACUGGAAGCUCCAGGUGGAGCUGAAAGCCCUGGCCCUGCUCCGGUUGUGGUAAUUCCAGCUACUCCUGGCACAACACCAGGCACUACUCCCGGUGGGACCCCCGGGUCCACCACGCCUGCAGCUUCCACUCCUGCAGCAUCGACGCCUGGUACUCCACUCACUCCAGUCAUCUCCCAUGCUCGCAAGCAGAUGGUUCAGUUUGUGGACUAUAGAGAGAAUUUAGUGUAAAGUAAAGUAGAAGUAUAGAAAGGCAUUCUUGUAUGAACUAACUUGUUGAAGAGUUAGAAAGUAUUUUUUAAGUUCCCAUGAGGUCCAUUUACUAAUUAUUUAUUCUAUUCACCCUUUUGUGCAGACAGAUAAUUUUGCACAAAAUAGAAAUGAUUGCUCUUGAAACAUCUGGACAGUAAACUGGUUUUCCAACAAAUAGACAUGAAUUGAAAAGUCUGAGGAAUCUUGUUUAAAACUUAUUUUAUAUGUACAGUAAAUGGGAUGGAAUGGGAUGGAAUGAAUCAGAAUAUCAUCAAAAAGUUCUUUUAUUUCAAAGUCAAAAAGUGAAGCUCAUAUAUCAUACAAUUUAAUUACACACACAAGGGGACAAAAAUGUAGUUCUGUUGAUCUUGAAGAUAUGGCGGCUUAGAGUAAAAGAAAACCAAAACAUAAAAUUUGAAUAUUAGAUGAGACUAAAUUAAGUAUUUGAUAUUAAAAAUAAGGAUUUUUUAAUAUAAAAGUAUCAGCCUUCUGAAAACGACAUUCUGUACAGUAUAUGGAAUUGGUUGGGGCUUUCUUCUAACACAUUUUUUCCUUCCAUGCAACUUUUCAUCCAUAUUCUUGGACCUUUUGACCUCCUGGAGCAGGGUGUUAAUGACUGGAAAAUAUUUUCUCCACAGUUGUGUAGACCUUACAAUAACAUUUCUAUGUUCAGAGGGUUUUUUUCAUAUUCUUAUUCAGGGGUCGCCACAGCAAGUCAUUACAACAGACUUGGGAGAAUAUUUACGGCAGAUCCCCUUCCCCGAGAUUCAAACCCAGGUGUCCCGAAAUAAAGCCGUAGACUGGAUGGUUGCUGUUUACAGACAUGGCUGUCACGUGUGAAAACACAGAGGUUGUACUUUAAAAAAAAGGAUCUGUCCGCAUUUUAUUUCCACUCUCAGGCUGACUAAAACAGGUAACCAAACCGUGCAUGUUUACCACAUACACUU
This is a messenger RNA of Fundulus heteroclitus (mummichog), 3324 nucleotides long. Its product is annotated as XK-related protein 5. The record is from RefSeq and is a predicted model, not a curated record. Gene Ontology annotation, biological process: apoptotic process involved in development; engulfment of apoptotic cell; phosphatidylserine exposure on apoptotic cell surface. The coding region runs from base 164 to 2356 and encodes 730 amino acids. The transcript has 13 exons. Gene Ontology annotation, cellular component: plasma membrane. NCBI's taxonomy places the organism in Eukaryota, Metazoa, Chordata, Actinopteri, Cyprinodontiformes, Fundulidae.